AUGUUCCUCUUCCGGCUACUUCAAAACACCGCGAGAAGUACCACUCGUAUCCGUCCGACACCUACGACAUCAAUAGCAUCCUCAAAACGAGGUCCCCGACUCAUAACACCCCGCCAUCACUCAUCAUCGUCAUCAUCAUCAUCAUCACCACCACCAAAAGACAUCGUCUACGAAGACAUCUUCCUCUCCCAUCUACGAAUUCCUCAAGCUUCAAGCCUCGCCCGGAAUUACUACUGCGAUCUCGUCGGCCCCCGUCCCAGAGCCUACAACGACUACAUGGAUCAACAAUCCCAAGAUCGCGCUGCGUCUGCAGCUGUAGCUGCUGCCGAACCUGCUGCUGCUCCGCCAGCAGUAGUAGAACCCACAUCUACAUCUACAUCCACACCAGCCAUGGAAUCAGCAGAAACACCAACCGAAGACACAGACCGAAAACGUCGUGCCUCCUCAGCAUCUUCAACAUCCUCCCGUCCCGACAAAAAGCUAAAAAACAUGACUCGUGGCGAAUUCCGUCGAACCAUGAAACAAGACUGGAAGGAACGGAAAGCUAUAAAAGACAGGACAGGCGUCGAUCCAGCUCUAGAGGACGGAAAAGACAAAAAGAGUAAAUGGAAAAAAGGUUCUAGAAGACCAAUUGAAGAAGGUCCAAGACUGGGGAAAGAAUUGGCCGAAGGUGAAGAGAAAGAGGAAAGAAGACCGAAGAAAAAAGUCGCUGUUUUGAUCGGAUAUUGCGGUACUGGAUAUAAAGGCAUGCAAUUAAAUCCACCUACAAAAACAAUAGAAGGCGACCUCUUCGCCGCCUUCGUAGCCGCCGGCGCAAUCUCAAAAGCCAACUCCGACGACCCCAAAAAGUCCUCUCUAGUCCGUUGCGCUAGAACCGACAAAGGCGUCCACGCAGCCGGAAACGUCAUCUCUCUAAAACUAAUCAUCGAAUCCCCCACCGUUAUAGAAGACAUAAACGCCCAAUUGGUCCCUCAAAUUAGAGUCUGGGAUAUAAUCCCCACUACAAAUGGAUUCUCGUGUUAUCAAUUCUGCGAUUCUAGGGUAUACGAAUACCUCGUCCCUACAUACUGUUUCCUACCCCCGCAUCCGACAAGCUAUAUGUCUAAACGAGUCGCGAAGGUAGCGGAGGAAGAAAACGAUUUGGAAGCAUGGAGGGAAAGAUAUGAAGAUUCUCUGGGAUUCUGGCAGAAGGUCGCCGAUGAAGUCAAGGCCGAACUCGAGAAACAGGGUUUCUCGGAAGAAGUAAUCCAACAGGUCUUGAACUCCAAGGCCGAGGACGCGGAAGAACAACUACAAAACCUCGUAAACGAAAUAACAGACAUAAAAUCCUCUAAUACUUCUGAAAAACGAGAAACAUCAGUAGUAGAACUCGAAGAUGGCGGUGUGGUAGAACUCACCCCGAUGGACAUCACCCCAGAUGAACCGACCUCCUCCACAGCUGAACAAGAGCAAGAACAAGAAACCUCCACAUCCGCCGCUGCACACAAAUACUCAAAAGCCCUCUCCACCGCCCGCAAAAUCCAAAAACAAAUAAUCGCCCGCUCAAAACGUUCCUUCAGAAUCCCUUCUGCCCGUCUAGAACGCAUCCGAAAAGCCUUCGAACUCUACGAAGGAAACCACAGUUUCCACAACUUCACAAUCCAAAAGACAUUCAGAGACGCCAGUGCUAAGAGGUAUAUCAAAACCUUCAAAGUCAGCGACCCAAUCAUAAUCGAUGAUUCCGAAUGGCUUAGUCUCAAGGUCCAUGGCCAAUCGUUCAUGAUGCAUCAGAUCAGAAAGAUGGUCGGAAUGGUCAUGUUGACGAUAAGAUAUGGAUGUCCAAUCGAAAGGAUUACAGAGGCCUACGGAAGACUGGUCAUACCUAUUCCCAAGGCCCCGGCGUUGGGAUUACUACUCGACCAUCCGCUGUUUGAAACCUACAACAAGAAGGCAGAUCAAUGUAAUAGAAGCCAUCUUUCUUUCGAAGCUCAUAAAGAAAAGAUUCAAGAAUUCAAACAGAAGAAUAUCUACGAUAAACUCUUCAUGGAGGAACAGAAGAUGAAUACUUUCAACGCCUUCCUCUCCUUCAUAGACAACUUUGAAACUCCAGAAUUCGAAUAUCUAACCUCCAAGGGCAUGAAAUCCGUCCAGGAGGUUCAUCUUCGCAAAACCCAAGGCCAAAGUAACAAAAAACAGUCCAAAGAUGAGCAACUAACUGCUCUGAUAGAAUCUGAGGAUGAAGAUAACGUGGAUAGUUAA
Orbilia oligospora ATCC 24927 is the source of this 2238-nucleotide messenger RNA. RefSeq lists its product as uncharacterized. The record is from RefSeq and is a predicted model, not a curated record. NCBI's taxonomy places the organism in Eukaryota, Fungi, Ascomycota, Orbiliomycetes, Orbiliales, Orbiliaceae. Gene Ontology annotation, molecular function: pseudouridine synthase activity; RNA binding. Bases 1 to 2238 code for a protein of 745 amino acids. Gene Ontology annotation, cellular component: nucleus. Gene Ontology annotation, biological process: tRNA pseudouridine synthesis; mRNA pseudouridine synthesis. The transcript is spliced from 3 exons.